Messenger RNA from Chlorella variabilis, 2160 nucleotides. RefSeq lists its product as hypothetical. Gene Ontology annotation, molecular function: hydrolase activity, acting on carbon-nitrogen (but not peptide) bonds. The record is from RefSeq and is a predicted model, not a curated record. NCBI's taxonomy places the organism in Eukaryota, Viridiplantae, Chlorophyta, Trebouxiophyceae, Chlorellales, Chlorellaceae. Gene Ontology annotation, biological process: carbohydrate metabolic process. Bases 1 to 2055 code for a protein of 684 amino acids. The transcript has 12 exons.
AUGAGGGCGCUGCAAGUUGCGGUGCUGCUGGCGGCAGUGGGGACUGCCUGCGCAGUUGGCCAGGCGACGCUGGCGCCGCCGGGUGGGCUGCCGCCAGCCAUCACGCCCCAGUUUGUGCUGUUCACUCAUGAUGACGCAAUCAUCGACACAACCUUUGACAUGCUGCACGAAGUGACGGACGGCAGGCUGGCGAACGGCUGCCCGCUGACGGCCACGCUCUUCACACAAGUCCAGGGCACAGAUUGCGGGCUUCUGAGCAAGCUGUGGAACUCUGGCUUUGAGGUGGCAGACCACACUAAGAACCACGAGCAUAUGAGCAAGAUGGGGCUGAAGGAUGUGAGGGAGGAGAUCUUGGGAGGGCGCCAGGGGCUGGCCGACUGCGGCAUCCCCAUCCAGUCGAUUGUGGGCUUCAGAGCGCCCUACCUGGAGACCAAGCCCGACAUCCGCAUGGUUCUGAAGAACAAUGGCUACCUGUAUGACAGCACGCUGAUUGAGGAGGGCAGCGGCAAGUCGCUGACCAGAGGCAUGGGGUCCCGAGUGUGGCCCUGGGACAUGACCAAUGGCAUCCCCAUCGCCUGCGGCUGGUUUGACAACAUCCAGCAGUGCAGCAAGGACGAGAAGUACCCGGGGCUGUGGCAGGUGCCGGUGUGGAACCUGAAUGCACUGGGCGGCCCUUACACCAUGGACUAUGGAGACGACGGCGACGCCUCUGUGUUUGACAUUCUCAAGGCCAACUUCGAUGCCGCCUACAGCGGCAACCGCGCCCCUUUUCCCAUCUUCAUCCACUCCCCCUGGCUGCGGGAGGGCGACCGCCUGGGAGAGCUGAAGAAGUUUGUGGACUAUGCACGCGCCAAGCCCCAUGUCUACUUUGUGACCGUGCGCCAGCUCAUCUCCUGGCUCAAGAACCCGGUGCCUGCCGGUCAGCUGACGCCGCUCAAGCUGGGCUGCCGCAACCCCGGUGGCGCGCCCGCCACCCCGCAGCAGCUGGCCGCCGCCACGGCCAAGCCGCCGCCGCCCAAGUCGCCCCCGCCGCCAACCCCGCAGGCCAAGUCGCCGCCGCCGCCCGUGGUGGUGGUGCAGACGCCCGUGCCGGUUCCGGUGGUCGUGCCGCCAGUCAUCCCACCAGUUGAUCCGGACACCCAGCCCUUGCCUGUGGAUCCCGUGCCGGUGGAUCCCGUGCCAGUCACACCGACCACCACACCCGACCCUGUCAUCACACCCGAACCCAGCCCCUCACCCAGCCCUGCCACCAUGCCGCCAUCUGGCAUCCGCAUCACCAUGACUCUUGGAGGCGGCUCCGAGGACACUUUCCGGAAGAUCACAGAGCCGCAGCUGCUGUCGGUGCUCCGCCAGGUGCUGGCGGAGGCGUCAGACUCCCCCGCCUUCAUCGUCAGCCUGGUCGCCUCGCCAGCUGGCGCCAGCGGGGCGCCCGCUCGCCGCCGCCGCGCGCUGCAGGACGGGCAGCAGCUGCUGCAGGCAGUCGCCGUCGUGGGUGGCUCCCAGCCGCUCCAGAUGUACAGGACCAUGCAGAGCGCGCUGCGGGAUGGGAGGAUCGGCACCGUCCUGGCUCUGUCUGGAGCCUACUUGGCAGCGCCACCCACCAUCGUGCCUUUCCAGAAUGGAAUCGACCUGCCGCCGCCAACCACCGCCUCGCCAGCACCAGCAGCGUCCACGCCCAAGCCAGCGAGCCCCGCACCCACGCCGGUGCCAGUUCCGAGCCCCGUCCCUGCAAGCGCCGACUCCAGCAGCAGCGGCAGCAGCAGCGGCGGCGGCGGUGGCACCUCUUUGGGGGCCAUCCUGGGCGCCGCUAUAGGCUGCGCGGCAGCGGUCAUCCUGGCUGCGGGCCUGGUGUACUGGUUUGUGUGGCGCCCGCGCCAGCGGAGGACAGCCGUCGCAGACACCGCUGGUGCGCCCAGUGGCACGAAGGCGCACAGUGCCUCUGACACGUCCAGCCAGGACUCUGCGCCGGAGCCGUGCGCUUACGUCGAGACUGGCGCAGCACCUUACCCCACCACCAACCUGGCGAGCAAUGCGCUGUAUGAGGAGCAGGCCUGAAAGGUGGCGGCUGGCGGCAAGCAAACGUUCCCGCCCUGAGUAAAUUGAACACCUUCCCUACCAUUCUUGCGUUUUUUUACCUGCACCUGUGUGACAUCGUUGAUA